Molecule: messenger RNA, 8408 nt
Organism: Harpia harpyja (harpy eagle)
Lineage: Eukaryota; Metazoa; Chordata; Aves; Accipitriformes; Accipitridae
Gene: TRIM67
Product: tripartite motif containing 67
Exons: 10
Coding region: 127-2379 (750 amino acids)
Molecular function (GO): protein binding; zinc ion binding
Source: RefSeq, a predicted model, not a curated record
CCCGGCGCCCCGAGGCGAAGCCGGCGGCGGCGGGCGGCGCGGGGGAUGGGGGGAGCCGGCGGCCACCCCGCAGCUCCCGCCUGAGCCCGCCCGCUCCCCUCACACAAAGCCCCGCGCCGCGCGGCCAUGGAAGAGGAGCUGAAGUGCCCGGUGUGCGGUUCGCUCUUCCGGGAGCCCAUCAUCCUGCCCUGCUCGCACAAUGUCUGCCUGCCCUGCGCCCGCACCAUCGCCGUGCAGACCCCGGAGAGCGAGCAGCACCUGCCGCCCCUGCUCCACCCGCGGGGACCCCCGCCGCCCGCCGCAGCCGCCGCCGCCGCCCCGGGGCCGGGGCCGGGAGCCGCCGCGGGCUCCGCCGCCUGCCCGGACUCGGAGUGCGCGGCGGGCGGCGGCGGCGGCGGCGGCGGCGGGGACCACGCCGACAAGCUGAGCCUGCACAGCGAGACCGACAGCGGCUACGGCUCCUACACCCCCAGCCUGAAGUCCCCCAACGGCGUGCGGGUGCUGCCGCUGGUGCCGGCACCCCCGGGAGCGGCGGCGGCGGCGGCGGCUCCGAGGGGCGCCGGCCCCGCCAGCUCCUCCCUCACCUGCCCGCAGUGCCACCGGAGCGCUUCCCUGGACCAGCGCGGCCUCCGCGGCUUCCAGCGCAACCGCUUGCUGGAGGCCAUCGUGCAGCGCUACCAGCAGGGCCGCGCCGCCGCCGCCGCCGCCAAGUGCCAGCUCUGCGACCGCAGCCCGGCCGAGCCGGCCGCGGUGCUUUGCGAGCAGUGCGAGGUGCUGUACUGUGCCGCCUGCCAGCUCCGCUGCCACCCGGCCCGCGGGCCCUUCGCCAAGCACCGCCUGGUCCCGCCGCCCGGACAGCCGGGCGCCCCCGGCGGCGGCGAUGGCGGGAAAGGGGCGGGCGGCGGCGGCGGCCGGAAGGUACCGACGUGCGCCGAGCACGACCUGGAGAACUACAGCAUGUACUGCGUGAGCUGCCGCAGCCCCGUCUGCUACCAGUGCCUGGAGGAGGGCAAGCACGGCAAGCACGAGGUGAAGGCCCUGGGCGCCAUGUGGAAGCAGCACAAGGCACAGCUGUCUCAGGCUUUAAAUGGUGUUUCAGAUAAAGCAAAGGAAGCUAAAGAAUUUUUGGUUCAGCUGAAAAAUUUAUUGCAGCAGAUCCAGGAGAAUGGGUUGGAUUAUGAAGCCUGCCUUGUCGCUCAGUGUGAUGCCUUGGUUGAUGCGUUAACACGACAGAAGGCAAAACUGCUCACAAAGGUGACCAAAGAACGUGAGCACAAGCUGAAGGUUGUUUGGGACCAGAUAAAUCACUGUACACUGAAGCUACGCCAGUCAACAGGUCUUAUGGAGUACUGCCUAGAAGUUAUCAAAGAAAAUGAUCCCUCUGGGUUUUUACAGAUUUCGGAUGCUUUAAUCAAGCGUGUUCAGGUAUCUCAGGAACAGUGGGUCAAAGGAGCCUUGGAGCCAAAAGUGUCUGCUGAGUUUGACUUGACUCUGGAUAGCGAACCUUUACUGCAGUCGAUUCACCAGCUGGAUUUUAUUCAGAUGAAAUUUCCUUUUACAGUGCCACCCGUCCCAUUACUGCAGCUGGAGAAGUGCUGCACCAGAAACAACAGUGUGACGUUGGCCUGGAGGAUGCCGCCUUUGAGCCACAACCCGGUGGAGGGUUACAUCUUGGAACUUGAUGAUGGAGACGGUGGCCAAUUCCGAGAAGUAUAUGUUGGCAAGGAGACUCUCUGCACCAUCGAUGGCCUUCAUUUCAACAGUACCUAUAAUGCAAGAGUCAAAGCUUUCAACUCAUCGGGAGUUGGUCCUUACAGCAAGACAGUUAUUUUACAGACAUCAGAUGUGGCGUGGUUCACCUUCGACCCCUCCUCAGCUCACAGAGACAUAGUGCUGUCGAAUGACAACCAGACUGCUACCUGCAACAGCUACGAUGACCGGGUUGUUCUUGGCACAGCAGCCUUCUCCAAGGGCGUGCAUUACUGGGAACUGCACGUGGACCGGUAUGACAACCAUCCGGAUCCAGCCUUUGGUAUUGCCAGGAUUAAUGUCGUCAAGGACAUGAUGCUAGGCAAGGAUGACAAGGCAUGGGCCAUGUACGUUGACAACAACCGCAGCUGGUUCAUGCAUUGCAAUUCUCACACCAAUCGGACUGAAGGAGGAGUUUCCAAAGGUGCCACCGUUGGUGUUCUCCUGGAUCUGAACAAGCACAACCUGACCUUUUACAUAAAUGGGCAGCAGCAAGGGCCUCCAGCGUUUGAAAACGUCGAGGGUGUCUUCAUGCCUGCGUUGAGCCUCAAUCGAAACGUCCAGGUGACCUUGCACACGGGACUGGAGGUGCCACAAUGUGUAAAACAGCCCAAGUUACCCAACAACUAAGGAAGCCCCUGCCCGACCCUGUGCUGGAUUCUGUAAGCUUUCUCAGUGUGAUUUGGCACUUUUCAGUAAGUCAGUAAAAAAGCAUUCUCUUCCCUGACUUACAACAUGGCACAGCAUGUUGCUCACCGAAUAAUCUGCUGGUUACAGCUAGCACACUCCAUGUUUAAUUUAACAGCCAUAGCAAGCAUACCCACUGAAUUGGCACUCGAUUACAGAUGGGUACCUGAACAUAUCUACACUGCAUUGCAUACAUAUGUACACAUAUGUGCACGUGCACACACACGUACAUUUAUAAAGCAAAAGGUUAAAUGAGUGUAUUUUGGCUGGAUGGCUGGAUUUGCGCUUAAAAGAUAUUAGGGAUGCUGGAAAAAAUGGGUAAGACUAAGACUGAGGGACAACGGCUGUUGGAGCAAUUUACCAGUAGGUGAACUGCAUUCCCGUGAAGUCCUUAAAUCAAGAAAGCAUAUGUUUUGACAGCUGAAGUGGAGGCUGUGUGCUUAAGAAUUCCUGGUUGUCCAUUACAUGCCGGGGCUCAAAUGACCAUUAAUUAUUCUUUCUGGCUCUAGACUGCAGUAAGCUAUGGGAUAACGUUCCCCUAGAAUUCAGUGGCAGAACUUACCUCGUUGUCUUCAACGAGAAUAAGAUUGGUUUCCAAACACUGCCAUGUAGUAGUUGCGCUCAUUUUAGCUAACACCACGAUAUACGCAGAAUUCAGAUUCAAAAAGUAGAGAGAAAAAUAUCCUUGAUACAUUUUAGUAUUUGUUAUGUAGGUGUGAUUGUGGAGACUAUCACAUACAGAAGAUCCGAUUGUGGUUAUCAGCACAACUCUUGAAAAAUGGUGCAGGGGAGAUCCCUUUGAACUGAAUUGAUAAGAGAUUUAUUUAAAUAUGGUACAUGCAAAGUAUCCCCUGUAGAGAAAUGCUGCUUUCUAGCCUUGAUCCUGAUAAGCCCGGGGCCACUGUAGUUCCAAUGUAGCUUUGAGAUCAGAAGCCUUAAUUUUCUAUGAGACUAGUUUGAGCCAAUUAAUGUCGUGAUCCUAACGAAGCACUUGAGCGAGAGAGAUUUCAUAGCAUUUGUGUGAAAUUCGUCCCUAAGAAUUUUUCUGGGUUGGGACACAAAUCUUUUGCAAGGCUUACCUGUGUCUGGCAUCUCCCAUGAAAACAAGCAGCCGUUUCAGGAGCUGCCCAUGACAACAGGAGUCUGACUGACAGGGAACUUUCCCCACAGUCAUGGCACUGUCACCGGCUUGCUGUUGUCAGAAAACACAUUGAUUUGUGCGUGUGCUGCUUUUCCUCUGAACCCAGUUAACAUAUGCAAGCGUGUGUGUGUAUAGCGGCACUGCGUCAGGACAAGAUGCAGCAGACUGCGUGAGCCCAUGACACCUCGGACUCUGUCACUCUGAUCCUACGUUAAGUGUGGUGCUAUCAAACAAGAAAAGCAGAAACUCUUAAAUCCCAUCGAUGCACUACUUCCUUUUUUUAAAUCCUGCCGCUUAUACAAAUUUUCCUCUCCAAGCAUACGUAUACGCACACGCAUAUUGUUAUCAGACAUGUAAUUACUAAACCUGAAAACAAAUAUUCUAACCGAAAUCCAGCUUACUGCCUUGCAUUACACCACAGCCACAGGACAAACAGCCCAGGCCUGCUUUUGGGCAGCCUGCCAGCCCCCAAGCACCCUGCUGCGGGUCCGCUUCUGGUCUCUGGCCGGAGCACAUCACUCGGGUCGUGCUGAGUGAUGGCAAGGCUUCCCGGCAGCAGGGUGGCCAGCAUCUUCCCGGGGGUUGUCCCACCUUGCAGCCGUUGUGGGGAACGAAACAGACCCGGGCUAUUGCACAGACAAAAGGCAGUCUGCCUGUAACCAACCAAGCGUCCUGUUGCCCACCUCUCCUGCAGAACAGCAGUGCACCUUCAGUGAUGUCAGGACUGAAAUAGGAAAGAAAAGCAACAACGGGAAAAAAUGACAUAAACUUUUAAGUGGGAAAGCAACGGUACUUUCUUCAAAGUCUGGAAUGGAUUGUGUUAGUAAAGUUGUAGACAUUGGAAUAACUGUGCUAUGCUCAUCUUGGUUUCUUAAAGAAUAGCCGAGACCAACUGUGUUACAAUUUUCAGUUUCGUUUAAUACCAUAUGAACUCGUGCAGGAUUUUCUAAUUAGUGGGUCUGUUUUAACCUACCUCAGCUAGAAUGCUACCGGACCCCAAAUUUCCUCUUCAGUGUGCUCUUCUAUGAACCUAACAGUUGCAUAGCAUUGGCUUUGAGUGUUGCCAGUCAGAGCAGUGUAUGGGAAUACUGUACAUAAGUUGCACAUAGUUUUUUAUAUUGGGAAACAUCCCGUCAUAAUUUUAAUACAGAAGGCACUCCACUUUCCCUUGUAUUAAAAACAAAAGGGCAUUGUUUGUUUUGGGACUGAACCUUUGUCUUUACUCCCAACUUCUGUGAAGGGAACUCAAAUGAAUUUACAUCUUUCCAAUCUUCAACCAUUGCCAGAUGUUUAAAAUUAAUUCUGAAAGGGUUUUAGAAGUGUUUGCAGUACUUGGUUUUGGUUUUCAUAGUUGCUUUGGUAUCGGUUCCUGGUGUGUUAUACCUUGGGGAGAACACAGUGAGUGAUACAGGUUACUAAUUUCUAAUGGAAAUAUGGACAGUAGGUAGGGACAUGCUUCAGAGCUGUAGAGGAGCUUGUUUGUUAUCCUCUACACGUUCUAACAUUCACAUAAGUAGGGUACAGAUUAGCUACCAUUACAGUCUCCUUUUAACCUAGCGGAAACGCAAAUAAAAUAAAAAGAAUACAGUUACAAGUAGGUAACCUGCAUUAGUAAGACUAAUUUUGCCUGGGUCAAAACCUAAACAAAGUGGUUGUAUGUAUUGAUUGUGUACACAUUCAAGGACUUGGGUUUGGCACAGCUCAUAGCAAUAAACCAAUUACCCCAAUAGCAUGUAGUCUCAUGACUUCAGCUGGAUACAUUUUGGUAGUUUGAUUAACAGAAAUAAUGCUUAAGUAGUUAGAAUUACACUAGGAAACUAAUUACUCCACAUUUGAAUAUUUAUGCAGAGCAUCCAGAUGGCAGUGGCCAUCUGAACAUAGGAAGAGCAGAAUUUUCCCUUUGCAGAAGAGCAUCGGGUGGGGAGAAGUGGGGCACUUCCACCUCUCUGCUUAGGCUGGAAGUAGUUUGCUUCUCUGCAGGUAACUCCCCCCGAGGGCUGUCUCAUUAUAAACCCAGCAGUUCGCAGGUUCUUCAUCUACAGCAUCAUCUUUUAUGCCAGUUUUUGUUUCCUGCAAAGCCUUUCUUUAGGAGGGAGUCAGGCUUUAGUACUACGGUCCCUGCAGAAACUGCAUUGCUGACUGUCCGGGGAGAACGCAGGGGGCUGAAGGGUAGCACAGAUAACCCAGGGGGACCACUUUGGAUGCUCUUGCUUCCUUUUGAUUUCUUGGGGUAUUUGCGCAGCUCCCUGGGACUCCAAGCUCCUUCGGCACCUGGACCCGCAAGGAGCUGCCUUUCCUGGGACUCUUCUGCUCGUAGAGGCCAGGCUGCUCCUUACAAGCAGGAGAGCAGGGCCUUUUGCACUGGGAUGAAUCCCAUCCGCUAUGGUACAGAGCCCCCACAAGAUAGCUGUACAUUUAAACUUAAUGUUUAAAAAAACCCGCCCAAACAAGCAAGCCCUCCUCUAAUAAACAUGACAAAGCUUGACUUCUGAAUAUAUACCAAUUUGGAACCUCUGCACAGCUGCUAAAUAAACACAGCAGGCAAACUUUCCAUCCCGCAGAGCAACAAGGGACUCCUAGUUUUCAUCUCCCGCCGUGAACCCCAACCUUAGCCUUUGUGAACCUUCUUCCUGGCUCUUUCCUCUGCAAACUUCCCUGUUAAGUUUAGUGGGAACAAACAGAAGCAGCAUGCCAUCAGGAGCAUUGUCAGACUUCCCAAGGCGUGCAAUGCUACACAAUUUCCACACCCUUCUUUUCCCUCAUCAACUCAAAAAGAGCUCACAAGAAGAUCUCUUACUAAGAGUUAAUGUUAAUAUGAGCACAGGCCUAGCUGACAAUCCCUUACUACUUCUGCUGUGGAAAGGUAUGCGCUAUAAAAUAAAUGUCAGUGAGGACAGGAGCAUACUGUGAUGUAUCAUGAAUUUGGAAAGCAAUUUGGCUUCUAAAAACAUAAAAAGAUAGGCAAACAGCAUUGUCAUCUCCUAUACUUGCCUAUUCAGUUAAGAUACAUAGAGGAAAAUAUAUUGGACUGAAUAAAUUAAAUAAAAUUUAAAAAGCAUGAGCUUACCUAUAUCAGAGUUUAAGAGGAAAAUUAUUAAAUGUAAUUUAUUAUAUGCAUAAUGUUCCAUCGUGUUGUAAAUAAUGCCAUGAUAGUGUAUUGCCGUAGUUUGUUCUUGGCUGGUGAUUAAGAAUUCUGUCGUAGUGCUGCGUAAGCUUUUAUUUUUAUUUUGUUGGGGUUUUUUUCCAAAGUGUAGUUAGUAAAGAUGGCAGAGAGCACCCAAUACUCUGGUUUCCGAGUUGUUCUAGAGCAAGAAGAAAUGUGAGAUGCAGCUUUUUUUUUUUUUCCUUCUUUCUUACAUAAUAAUAUUUCUUAAAUGAGGUAAGAGAGAGAUGAGAUCCAAGGCUAAGCUGCCACUACCACCGUAUGAAAACCACUGUGCUUACGACUACCAACGAGAGGUGGUGCAUUUUUGGACCACAAUUCAGAUUACCUGUUCCUGUGAGAAGGGAUGGAAAGUACCAACAACCUGGUAACGGCAGCUUUCUGGUGCCAUCUCGUACAUCCUUUGCUCACAAACAGAAAGACGAGGAAAGAGAGUCGUUAGACCUAAUCUCAGGCCCUACCAGCUUUGCAGCAUUCUGCUUAAAUAGCAAAGUCAAGAAUUCAACUUUGAACCAGGCAAGGUAAGAUGAAAACCCUGAGCAUCUUGGCUAGAUCAACUUUGGAAGGGAGAUUACAGUUUCAAGCCCUUCAACAGGUUACAGUAACAAAUCAACUACAUUACAAAUGUAAAGGGCACUUGUCACUGAAAAUUACCAAACAAAGAUGGAGAGUCUUUUUUUUUUUUUUUUUUUUUUUUAAAAAGUGAGCUGCUUCUAGUUUUUACUGACAACAUUUCUGGCGAUUCCUCUGCCCAGCACUACUGAACGCUGCACAUACACAACCGGCUGGAGCAGCAGCCUGAAGCACAAAUCCAUCCCAAGUAAGACGCACCUGGUCUUCUUACACGCAGAAGCCCAUAUGCAAGUCACAGAGACUAGAUGUGCAGGGCUCCUGCAUCUUUGCACAAUACAGGAGACAGACGUGCGUUUUACUGACAGAGGCACUCGGCAGCAUUUUCCCCUUCUGUUAAGCGACGUUUUUGUUACGUUUGUUAUUGCAAACAUCCAAGCAGAAUUAAUUACAAAAUUAUUUUUUAUGCUAAUUGGAGGAUUUCUAACAUUUUCUUGUGAAGCAGUAGAUAGAAAUAUUCCUGGAUCCUGACUGCAUUCCUUCAUCCUCCACCUCCCUUAAAUGUUGUCAAUAAAAACACUAACCUUUCUAGGUAGCAUGGUGAGAAGACAUUACGUGAUGAAUAUUAAAAAUAAAUGCAUGAGGUAAACCUGCUGUUAUUUCUGAUUGUUAUAUGAAGCAUGAAUAACACUAAUUUAAAUGUUGGCAACCAAAAAAGUACAAAGGAGUAAGAUAAUGGUGUUCACUUCUGGUUAAACGAAAGAUGAGAUGUUGUUUCUCUGUUUUCUUCUUAACCACAGCAUUUUUUUUCUUUAUGGUCAUUUCCCAUAGCUUAUAUGAAUUUGGAGCUGGUGAAAUAUACAUCUCUGCUGUAUGUGUCUGUCACCAGAUCAAGAGGAAAAUACAAACUUUUUAUAAUUUUGUACCUGUAGCAAACGUUUGUAUUUUUUGAAUUGGAAACAAACUGCUUUUUGUCUUUUGGUCCGACUAAAACUUUGUGUAUUAUUAUUAUUAUUAUUAUUACCCUUUUGGAAAACCUGACAUAUGAGUUUAUGCUGUUUUACAGUUUCUAAAUAAAUUCUUAAAACAUUGCCAACA